Antechinus flavipes (yellow-footed antechinus) is the source of this 1506-nucleotide messenger RNA. RefSeq names its product vomeronasal type-2 receptor 26-like. Gene Ontology annotation, biological process: G protein-coupled receptor signaling pathway. Gene Ontology annotation, molecular function: G protein-coupled receptor activity. Bases 1 to 1506 code for a protein of 501 amino acids. NCBI's taxonomy places the organism in Eukaryota, Metazoa, Chordata, Mammalia, Dasyuromorphia, Dasyuridae. The transcript is spliced from 4 exons. The record is from RefSeq and is a predicted model, not a curated record. Gene Ontology annotation, cellular component: membrane.
AUGUUUGCUGUUGAAGAGAUCAACAGCAACCCCAAUCUGUUACCCAACAUUACUCUUGGAUUCCACAUCUACAAUGCCUAUGGCAAUGAUGAGAGGACCUUGGAGAGUUCCCUCAUGUGGCUCUCAGGCCAGGGACAGACCAUUCCAAAUUACAGCUGUGAGAAGAGGAAGUCGGUGGUGGUCAUUGGAGGAGCCACUUCUGAUUUUACUGUCUCCAUGGGAAGCCUACUAGAGCUUUAUAAAUUCCCACAGCUCCAUUCCUUUCUGAAGAACAUCCACUUCAACAAUAGUGCUGGAAAGCAGGUGGUCUUGGAUGAAAAGAGGAAGUCUAUGGCAAAUUAUGAUAUUCUCAACUAUGUGACCUUUAGCAAUGAUACCGAAGUCCUGGUGAAAGUGGGAGAGUUUAUUCCUCAGGCUACAGAUGGUAAAGAAUUCACCAUCCAAGAGAAGGCAGUAGAAUGGGCCACAAGGCAGAGAAAGACUCCUCAGUCAAGGUGCAGUAGUUGUGGUCCUGGAUUCCAGAAGAAAUCCCAAGAGGGAAAGGCUGUCUGCUGUUAUGGCUGUGUCCCCUGCGCAGACAGGCACAUUUCCAACCAGACAGAUACAGAUCAAUGUAUGAAAUGCCCUGAAGAUCAAUAUCCCAAUAAGGAAAGGAAUCAAUGCCUCCCCAAAGUAGUGACCUUCCUGGCCUAUGAAGAGCCUUUGGGGAUGGCUUUGGCUUCUAUAGCUGCAUGUUUGUCUUUCCUCACAGCUCUUGUUCUCUGGGUCUUUGUGAAGCACAAAAACACCCCCAUCGUCAGAGCCAAUAACCGGGAUCUCAGCUACAUCCUCCUCAUCUCCCUUAUAUUCUGCUUCCUCUGCUCUCUGCUCUUCAUUGGUUGCCCAACUGCAAUGAAUUGCCUCCUUCGACAAGCAACAUUCGCAGUCAUGUUCACGGUGGCCGUCUCCUCAGUUUUGGCCAAAACCAUCAUUGUGGUUCUGGCCUUCAGAGCCACCAGACCAGGAAGCAGGAACAGGAAAUGGAUGGGAUCCAGAACCCCCAUUUCUGUUGUUCUCUUUUGCACCUUGAUUCAGAUUCUGCUCUGUGCAAUCUGGCUGCUGCUCUCUCCCCCAUUCCCAGAAGCAGACAUACACUCUGACCAUGAGCACAAUAUCCUGGGAUGCAAUGAGGGUUCUCUCAUUGCCUUCUAUUUUGUCCUGGGCUACAUGGGAGUCUUGGCCCUGGGGAGCUUCACUGUGGCUUUUCUAGCCAGAAAUCUUCCUGAUACUUUCAAUGAAGCCAAGUUCAUCACCUUUAGCAUGCUGGUCUUCUGCAGUGUCUGGGUCUCCUUCCUCCCCACAUAUCAGAGCACCAAGGGGAAGAUGAUGGUGGCCGUGGAGAUCUUCUGCAUCUUAAGCUCCAGCACUGGCUUACUAAGCUGUAUCUUCCUCCCCAAAUGCUAUGUUAUCCUUCUGCAGCCCCACAGGAACAUCAAGAAAACUUUAAAAGAUAAUUCCAGUUUCUGA